Messenger RNA from Cantharellus anzutake, 495 nucleotides. RefSeq lists its product as uncharacterized. The transcript is spliced from 4 exons. Gene Ontology annotation, cellular component: U2-type spliceosomal complex; post-mRNA release spliceosomal complex. Bases 1 to 495 code for a protein of 164 amino acids. The record is from RefSeq and is a predicted model, not a curated record. Lineage: Eukaryota; Fungi; Basidiomycota; Agaricomycetes; Cantharellales; Hydnaceae.
AUGUCGCUAGCUGAAGCAUCGGAAGCACGAAAAGUGCGACUCAUUGCCCUUCGGAACCGAAAGCUUGGCCAGGGAGAAUUAUCCGAAGGUGGUGAAGGAAACCGUACCUUCAUCUUCAAACAGCGUAACUACGACCCUGAAACACGGACGUUACGAAAGCAUGGAGCCACAGACGAGGAGAAAGAUACCGUAGAGAAGGCGGUUGAGGGAUUGGCUGAGAAAAUUGCUGCGGAAGAUGAAGAACGACGUGCGCAGGAGCUAGAUCUAUUCAACAUCGCGCCCAAGAGGCCCAAUUGGGAUCUAAAAAGAGACAUGGAGAAGAAAUUGGGGAAGCUCGAACGGAAGACCCAAGAGUGCAUUCACGCGUUAAUCCGACAACGACUUCUGACUCAAAAGGGAGUGGACCCUUCUGCAAUCAAUCUUUCCGCUGGAAUCAGCGAGCGCCAAAAAGCUGCGGAGGACCAACUGGAUGAUAACGACAGUGAUGAAGAAUAA